Messenger RNA from Kwoniella mangroviensis CBS 8507, 1920 nucleotides. RefSeq lists its product as uncharacterized. Lineage: Eukaryota; Fungi; Basidiomycota; Tremellomycetes; Tremellales; Cryptococcaceae. The coding region runs from base 1 to 1920 and encodes 639 amino acids. The record is from RefSeq and is a predicted model, not a curated record. The transcript has 4 exons.
AUGGACUCUUCCAACUCUCCUACAUCCUCCUCAUCGUCAUCUUCCGCUCCUAUCCAACCCUUGCGUAACCCCAAAUACCGCCAUGUCUCCAAAUCAGCUGCCAAACGGGAAUCCGUCCAGAUGCUCGGAUCCAUCAAGGACCUUCAGCUGCACUUCUCCCGCGCUGGGAUGGUAGAAUAUCGUCCAGGUGCUGGCGUAGGGGUGAAAGGUAUUUCUCUGUCAUCUUUAGGUGAAGAAGCAGAAGGCGAAGAAAAUAGACCUCCAUCAGCUUUGGGUCAAAGUAGGAGAUCAUCAGAUAGAAAACCCUACAAGGAAGUGGAGUUGCCCAGGAUAGAUCCGGAGGAUGCAAGGAGAGAAGCGAAGGAUAUAAUUAACGAUGUAAGAGGAAUAUGGGGCUUGUCUUUACCUGUACCUAUCUCACCCAAUUCAGCUACAACAUCAGGAUUACCAUCAAGUAAAAGUUUGUAUUUCCCAGUCAACUUUGACGAUGAAGAUCUCGGAGGAAGAGGAGAGAUGAGAACUUCAGAAGAUAUUCAAAAUGCUUUGGUACGGACCGCUCAAUCAAUCAGACGAAUAAGGUUCUUAGCUUUAUCUAUAUCUCAUCAACAUAAUAGCGUCAGAAAAGUAUCAGGAGGAUCGCAAGCAUCAAGUUUGUUUCCUAGUAGACUGGGUGGGGCAGGUAAACUUCGAUCGAGUCUUUCCACCCCUUCAAGACCCAGUACUAGCAAACCUCUAAGAACGAUCUCCAAUCCAAAUACAGCCAACGAAAGAAACAGUUUAGGUAUAUUAGACGAAAGGGAAGAUACAUUAGGAGAAUUGAGAAAAGCUGCAUUGGAAGUUUUGACUUGUCUGAGAGAAUUGGAGGAAAGGUUGAGAGUAUCGAGAGAAGAAGAUCGAGUUCAGACGCCCACACAAGAGAGGCCAUUCUCGUCAAAUAGUGAAGAACAAGAGCAAGAAGUGUUUUCUGAGCCGGAUAAUUAUGAUUCGGAGGAAGACGAGUUGUAUAACCCUAAUAACCUAGCUAUGAACUCUGAGGACAAGAGUACGAUGACGAAUUGGGAAGAUAGGAUAUUAUCGGAAAGAAGGGAGUACAAAGAUUUGAAUGAUAAUGACUGGGAGAAAGAGGCGAGGAAUACAAGGGAGAAUAUGGGUAAAUGGGUAGGGAUAGUGGAGAGACUGUUUGUAUUUGUUGAUGAAUCAGAUGGACAGGAUGGUGGACAAGGACUGGAAAAUUGGGCGAGAGAUGAAGAUUGGCAGAACAAGGGAUUAGAACAACUCCACGCUUUUUUGAUUUCAAAUCUACCACUCGAUUUGGCAUUGAGAUUACCAUCUACUCACUCUGACGACUUCGAAUCUAGCUUGUUAUCAAGAUUAUCUGAUGGAUAUAUCCUGAUAGACGCAUACAAUUCGUCAUUAAUGAAAUCAUCCAAACCAUGGGGGUUCAUACCCGAUGGCGAUGUUCAUGAUACACUCACAUCGCUUUCGAUUAGCGGUCAAGUGUCUCCAUCGAAAAUUGCAUCGUCAUCGUCGGAAGAAGGUAAAAAAGAGAAAGAAUGGACGUUUAGGAAGGUUGGGAAUCUGACUUGUUUCGGAGCGGCCCUGAGACAUCGAUACCAACUCCCCAUUUCUAUGCCAACCACAUCCACCAACUUACCUUUACCCCCCGUCGCUCCCAAGUCAUCUCUACGCCGUCCCAGACCGUCUAUUGUUACUUCAUCAUCUACCACAGCAGCAGAAGAACGAAUCGAGUUCGAUCCCAUGAUCGUAGCUAAGAAGGGUCAAGGGUGGGACAUAAUGCUCAAAGGGUUGAUCGAAAGGUGGCUGAGUGAGUUGGUGAAGGAAGUAAGGGAAAGUAAAAGUCAUUUGUUUAUACCAGAGGAUGAGGCAGGGAGGAGGGCUGAGAGAGGUGGGAUGAUUUAG